UUGUGUGACUCGUUUUCCCUCUUGACCCUCACUCCUAGACUCAUAGCCGCUACUCUGCAAGAGGUGGCUCCUCAGUUUGGCUCUAGGUACCAAACUACAUAUGGACAGAGGACAACGAAAUGCCGCAAGAGGGGACGACUGCCACAACUAAGUUGCAUGUCUUGCAACUUGGGCAUCGCACGCAACCCCAACCUCAAUCGUCAUAGCACGGGCAUUUGAUUGAAUCUCAACGCAGUUUCAGGGCCAUGCCCGGCGCGGAUGGAUUGUGUGCAUCAGCCGCGGCAUUCCUCAGGAGUGAGACGCCAAGCCAGCCCUGACCAUUUUGAUUCCAGGCCAGCCAUUCGCGACACGGUGCGAAGAUCGCGGCUUGCUGCUGUGGAAGCGGAGGAGGAUGUUGCAGUGAAGCUGGUUCACAGGCUUACCAGCCAAUCCCCGCCCUUGCGAACACCGCGGGCCUCUGGGGGUGUCAAGAAUCGCCUGCAGGAGGAGCUUCAAACGCCAGAGCCCAUUGCCCGGGUAGAAGUUGGCCACCGCGAGGUGGAGGAACCAAUUGUACAGCUGAAGGAUGUUGAAGCAUUGCUGGCUGACUUCACGGACGAGUUGUGCAGCUUGGAGGCCGGUGUGGCGCUGUACUUCUCCCAGCAGUCGCAAGAAGUGCAGCGCCUCAACGGUGAGUUGCAGGAGUUGCGCUCUGCGUUUGCAUCAGGAAGGCGAAACUUCCCUGAAGACUUGUGGGCAAAGUCUGCUUCGGCUGUGCAGGCCAGCCACUGGGUUGCCGCCGGUGCAGAGGCUACAGCCAAGACCUUCCGACUGCUGGCCGAUGCGCAAAUGCCUGUGGAGGUCCAGAUGCCAUUGCUUUCAGAGCCUCCUUUUCGAAGCGUAGGAGAACCCACGACGUCCACGGCCUCCACGUCCGUCCACCUCCUCCGUGAUGAAGAAUCCUUGAUGAAUACGGUGCAAGCGCGCAUCGCUGAAGUUGCAAGGUCAUUUACCGGUCAAAGUUCCUGGCCCGGACGUUUUCAUGCCACAGUGGAGCUGCGAUUUCUGGAGGAGGUCAAUUUGAUCCAAGAGAGCCUGAGAGAAGUGCGGCGCCAAAGGCAGCGCCGCCACCAGCUGCUCUUGGAGGCAGCUCGAAGCCUCCUUGAAGACCUGGGCUGCGAGCUUGUCACCCCGCAGGACUCUCCAAGCUCCGCAAGCAGCACAGUGACCCUUUUGGCCGCUGUGGCGUCUGGCUGAGUCAAAAGGAUUUGGCCGGAAAAACGGUUGCUGGGGAGCAAAACAGGAGGAUAGGCAGGUGAGAACGGGUGGGUCCGAAAAAAU
Messenger RNA from Durusdinium trenchii, 1320 nucleotides. The record is from the annotation of a GenBank genome assembly. NCBI's taxonomy places the organism in Eukaryota, Dinophyceae, Suessiales, Symbiodiniaceae.